This is a messenger RNA of Aricia agestis (brown argus), 949 nucleotides long. It is a transcript of the gene Rpe, whose product is annotated as ribulose-phosphate 3-epimerase. Gene Ontology annotation, cellular component: cytosol. Lineage: Eukaryota; Metazoa; Arthropoda; Insecta; Lepidoptera; Lycaenidae. Gene Ontology annotation, molecular function: metal ion binding; D-ribulose-phosphate 3-epimerase activity. Gene Ontology annotation, biological process: carbohydrate metabolic process; pentose-phosphate shunt, non-oxidative branch; pentose-phosphate shunt. The record is from RefSeq and is a predicted model, not a curated record. The transcript is spliced from 4 exons. The coding region runs from base 157 to 846 and encodes 229 amino acids.
CCUAUUGUUUUGUUUUGCUUUCCUAAUUAUUGAUAAAGAUUUCCGAAAGGUCACGUAGGUUAAGUAUCUAUCAUUGCUGCAUAGUGUCGAAGAAACAUUGUACAUUACAGUCAAUUGUUUAUGAAAUAUAUUUUGAAGUGAAUACUUUAAAGUUUAAUGCAAAAAAUGAGUCGUUUGUCUGCACUUAUCGGACCGAGCAUUUUAAAUGCCGACUUGUCGAAACUUUACGCAGAAUCUCAAAAACUUCUUGAUAAUGGAGCUGAUUAUUUACACUUGGACGUCAUGGAUGGACAUUUUGUCCCCAAUUUGACUUUCGGACACCCAGUUGUUAAAUGCUUACGAGGGAAAAUUAAGGAAGCUUUCUUCGAAACUCACAUGAUGGUUUCAAAUCCUGACCAGUGGAUCGCACCAAUGGCUGAUGCAGGUGUUAAUCAGUAUACUUUUCACAUCGAACCUGUAAACAACGUAGAAGCUGUAUGUCGAAAAAUUAAAGAGAAUGGUAUGAAGGUUGGAUUAGCCAUUAAACCAGGAACGCCAGUAGCAGAUGUUGAGAAGUACAUAUCUAUGUCUGACAUGGUGCUUAUUAUGACAGUAGAACCAGGAUUUGGAGGGCAAAAAUUUAUGGAAAAUCAAAUGACAAAGGUUAAAUACUUAAGAGAACAAUACCCUUUGCUGAAUAUAGAGGUAGAUGGUGGAGUGGGGCCUUCUACAAUAGACUGUUGUGCUAAUGCUGGAGCCAAUAUGAUAGUAUCAGGCACAGCUGUUAUUGGGGCACAAGAUCAAGCUGCAACAAUCAAAUUGCUAAGAAGCUCUGUGCAAAAUGCAAUAGAAAAAUAUUCACAAUAAAUCUAACAUGUUAAAUAUCUAGGAAGAUAUCUUAUGGGACCAAGUUGUAGAUACACAAAAUAUUUUUAUAGGUUUGGUAUAUAUAAAGGUUUGUUAAAUAAAA